Molecule: messenger RNA, 11388 nt
Organism: Argiope bruennichi
Lineage: Eukaryota; Metazoa; Arthropoda; Arachnida; Araneae; Araneidae
Exons: 5
Coding region: 779-8662 (2627 amino acids)
Source: RefSeq, a predicted model, not a curated record
GAUCGCCAGAAACAAUCGCCAUUGAGAUCAUCGCUGGACGCCGCUAAAAAAGAUGAUUCGCAGACGAUUCCGUAUUUGCAGUCAGUGGGAGCGGGAAAGAAACAACUCAUCCCAACCGAUGAAACUGAGAAUUUGUAGAAAGCAUUAAAAGUUGAACUGAAUUAGUUUUGUUCUAGAAAAAAAGAAUUGGAAAAAAGCAGUGAUGCGAACCGGCUAAAGAUGAACAGAAUAAAAAAAAUUUAUUCUACCCAAAACAAGAAAAUUGUCUGAAAUUUUGAUGCAUUUAUGGAAGAUUUAAAAAUGCCGGAAGACUGGCAUUGCUCUUCACGGCUCAGUGUUGAAAUUAAUAGACAUUACUAUGUUUUCUUCGAUGCUGAUUUUCUAACACAAAUCCCGAAAGACGUGAGUUACAUGAAAAGUAGACUUAAGAUGGCAAAUCAAGUAUAAUUUUGGGAAAAUGGACUAGUCGAAAAGGUCGGGCACAAUCAGAAGGCAUUCAUCGAACCUUACAAAAGUCUGCGCCCGUGAGUGUACAUCUCCACCGUGCGCAACGAACCAAACGAAAAGGAACAUAAAUCCACAUCAGAAAACAAAACAACCAACAAAGAAAAGAAACAUUUUUUCCCCCAAAUAUAUUCUGAAAAAUCCAUUCUACCUGACUUCCCGUCUCUUACCAGCUCAAGAGAGAGAAGAUAAUUUUUUUUAUCCGAUUCCAAAACUUGUGGCGCAACCGGUUCCUCCACGUCCAAGUCUCCUGAUUGGCUGAGAGCACCCGGUAAUGGGGGAAGGUGUGACGAACCCUGUCAGGGGAGCGGCAUCAUCGAGUUCAGUACAUUCGACGGCAGAGGUGGUCAUAACGUCGCUGCUGAGCGCCGAACGAUUUGAGGAUUGCCUCCACUUGGUCGUCCUUGUCAGCUUGGCGUGUGUAUUUGCCGCGCAUUGGAUGAUCACGAAACGGAAAGACUGGUCCCGAACCACUACUGAAUUAACCCAUUCUCAAUCUGAGGAUACUCUUCCAGAACAUUCCUCGCGUUCUUGCUCAGUGGAAUCCAGUGGGGGUGUACUUGCCACCGGUUUGACCAGAAAAAGUGAACCACACCUACGCCGGUCAGAGAUCGUUUGUAAAACAGGCCGCACUGUGUCCUCGUUAGAUAACUUCUCCAACGGCGAGAGCACUUCUGAUUCACCAACUCUAAGCAUUUCAUCAGACGUUUCCGAAUUGGAUAUAUGUGCCCUUAGCGAGCCUUCCAAUACCAUGGAUACUUCAGGUGAUGUGCCUCAACAGCCGGAUUCUUUUUUCACUUGGGAUAGUGGCGGUAGCAGUGGCGAAUACUCUUUCGUUCAUACUGCAGUUGAACUUCCCAAAUACCCUGAUGGUGCUAUAACAGAGGAAGAGAAACAAAUGCUUUUACUUUACAUGCAGACGGGUCAUCCAGAGCUUUUGCUGAGUUCUUCCCAGGUUGGUCCAGUCCAAAGUGCAUCGGACAAUCUAAUAUGUGAUCCAGCUGCAGUGGCUAGAGGGUUUCUGGAAACCAUUGUAGAAGAAACUUCUGAUGAUUUGAGAAGUCCCAGUGAAUGCGACGAAGCUUCAGUUGGAUGGGGUUCUUGGGAUGAAUCCGAUGAUGAAGACAGGUUGACAGUCGUGGAGAUGGUGACAUCGGCAAAUCAUCGUUCGGAAGUGUCGCCUGGACCUGUGUAUACAUCCGCUGAUAUGUCAAAUCAAAAAGGAGGGUUCAGUGAUCAAUUAUCUAGUGUGAGUUCGAAUUCUGACCAACUUCUAUCGCUCGGUACUAUUGAGGACCUUCUACCAAAUUGUGACAUUUCUACUGAUCAUCGUAAAGAUGACAAUAACACGGAUAUAUCAUUCUUUGAAACAAGUAAUUACCAUUCAACUAAUAACGGUGGUGUUAAUGAUAUGGAUAACGUAACGUCACAGCAGUGCGAUGAUGUGUUUCAAGAAAUAAACAGUGAAGGAAUUCCAGGUAAUAUGAAUGCAACCCGUCAACUAGGGGUAAGUCCUGAUUUAGAUUCUUUAAUUGAAUCAAAUGUCAAUAGUUCUUUUGAUACGCUAUGGAUAACAGCAAAUGGUCUAGAAAGUCCUUCAGAGACAUUAAAUCCUUGGAUAGUUAAUAGAUUUUUAGACCCCAAAGAUCAUUCUUUAUCUGAUCAAAAUAAUUUAGAUUUUACUGUUAAUAGACAAACUGCAAAAUGUGAAGAAUCUUUGUUGUUUCUUGAAUCUGAUGAUAUAUGCCUCGUCCCAUCAUCUCAAAAUACUAAAGAAACCGAAUCAGAGACUCUAAUGUUUAGUGACAAUUUUAAAGAUUACUUUUUACCUUCUGAAAAUUAUGUACCGGGAUUUAGUAAAGAUGAUCUUAUUGAUCCAAAUGAAAUGCCUAGUGAGUGUUUACCGACUGAUUCGCCCCAAAAGAAAGGCAUGCGCUGUUUCAGAAUUGGCUUCGAGGCCGCUCCAACAGAGCAAUUCUCUGUUUCCCACUUAGAUCAAUCUAUGAUUUGUGAGGACACUGACCAAAAACCAUGCCUUGAUUACAGUGAUUCAGAUUCAGAAGCGUCUAAAACUAAGCGCGAAUUGCAAGAUACUAUGUUUUCUCCCGUCGAGGGAGACAUAGUUUACGGUUCCAGCUGGGUGAGCAGCCGACCGCUGAAAGAACCGGAAAAGAUUUCAUCGGGAGCGGAAGUUCAUUGCUCAACAGCGCAAACAGAAGUCCGACAGAGUCCCACAAUGCAAUCAGAGUCCCUUUCCCCGGACAAUAACCGUAGGUCACCCGAACUAUGCGCCAGCGACGACGACACACCAGUAGUCCCAAAUUCUCUCAGCAGAUGGCGGCACCACACAGACUUAAUGCAUCUACAAGAAGCGACGAGUCCAAUCGCUAGAUGGCAGCACGAGUCAGAUUUACAGAAUACUGCUUCCAAAUGUAAACAAACAUAUUCUUCGGACGAAAGCGACGAUGGACUUCCGCCUCAACUGAAGGAAAUAUACAGUUCUUUUAAAAUGAAAGAUAAUAAAAUGGGUCGCAUCAGAAUUAAAGAGGACAAAAAUAAUAAUUUUAAAAGAUUAGGCUUGUGGGAUAAUGAAUCAAAAGUGACACUUCCACCUUUCAAUUUAAUAAAUAAUGACGCAGAAAAAAUCGCUCCGAAACAAAAAGAGCAAAGUUCUUCUCGUGAAGACUUAGAUGAUUUAGAUAUUGACAUGUUCACUGUCGCCAAAUCAAGUAGUGGUUCGAAAUUGGCGGAUAAAGGUGACUCGGAUGUUGAUGAUGCAUUAAGAAGUUUUAAUCAUCUCGAUGAUUACACUUCAGAUGAAAAUAGCGAAAAUGAAAAUAACUAUCCAGUCAACGUCAGGGACAAAUUAGAAAAUGUCGAAUCGGAACCAAUUUCAAUUGAUGAGGACUUAAAAAAUACAAACUUAGAAAUUAUUCCUUCGGAAAAAAAUCACUCAAGCCUUGAGAACCCUUGCUCGGAUAACUCAGAUAAUUGUCCUUUAUGCACAGAUCCCAGUUUUAAGAAAUCACAUAUCAAUGAUUUGUUUUCUUUGAAAACCAGUGAGAAUGCAGAAAAUGACGUUCAGUCACUUCUGCAGAAGACAUAUCCAAAAAUGGUGCGACUGUCCCAGUCCAAUCUAAGCGAUCCAGAAAUUCACGAGCUAACCACAGAACCAAACAAAGCAGCUGAUUCAGUAUCUACCCUUACAUCUUCAGAUAGCGAUGAGGGUAACAGAAAAGUAAAAGAGAUUAAGAAAAGAAUAAAAAAACGACCGAAAGAAAGCGCAAACGCUGAGCUUAAGCAUGAUGACUCAGGUUACGUUGAGGAUGACGAAGACGACGACGAGGAAGAUAGCCUGGGGGAGAAAAAAGAUAUGUCUAUUUGUUCAUCGAACCCAGACAUAACUCGAAAGUCUCUUUCUACCGCCUUCUAUGAAUCGAAACUCUUAAAAUCAGAGAGUAACAAUGAAGAAUCCAGCAGUUAUUCGAUCCCAGAAACCUUUCAGGAAUUUUCCAAACAAUUGCAACAGUCGAUGAACACCGAUGAAAUGAAGGCGGAAUUUCUUGAAGCAGAAAAAUGGAAUAUUCCAGAAAAUUUGUCACAAUUUUCAGCAUGGCUUCUGGAUAAGGAAUUAAUGAAAAUUAGUAACAGAGAAGAAAUGGAGAAGCUGUUUGUAGAUGAUAUUAUGAGUCUUCGCGAACAAACUAUAGCCAAAUUUUUGAAAAAUUCAUAUUCAGCCGAUGAUGCAAUUAAUUUAAAAUCUUCAGAUACGAAAGGAAUCGAAGCAUGCGUUGAAAAAGAGAAUGCAAUUUCUCCCGAUGAUGUGUUUAAUUCAGUUCAAUCUCUGCCGAAUAAAAAUACUGAAUUAAAUGAGCAGAAUCCGGAAUCGAAUAAAAAUAAUACAACUUUAAAGUCAGAAUAUUCAGAUUUACCAGAAUGGGAUUUUAAUAUUGAAACGCCAACUAAUUUCGAAUCUUCAACGGACGGAAACGAUAAUCAAGAUAAAAUUUUAGACGUAAGUUUAUGCUGUGAGACCAAAAAUUCAGAAACUCAUAUUGACAGUCAAGCUAGUGACGAUAGUUCCUCGUCAUUUAAAAAUAAAACCGAUUCUGAUAACGAAUUAUCGGAAGAAUAUUAUAACUAUAAUUUCAACAAAAAAGUUAAUAAUGUUUUCGGUGAAUAUAAUCUCGAUCAAAUGAUCGGCACUUCUAAAAAUUCUCCUGGACAGUUUAUUUCCAGUACGAUAGAAAAGAACAUCGAAUUCCCCCAAACAACUAUCGAAUCCGAAGCGGAAAUUGCGACCAUUCAACAACCCCCUGAAUUGGUUGCCCAACAAAUCAAUAUAUCUGAUACGGAAGCCACGGUAUUGGGAGAACUUGGCACAACAUGUUACAAUAAUUACAAACCUGACAGUACCGAUAAUGAAUGCAAUAACUCAGCUGAUGCUGAAACUGACAACUCUGAAGCAAAACCACUGACGGAUAACGCGGAGUUAUUGUCUUCCCUUCAACCAGAGGCGUCAAUCAUAUAUCACCCUUCCGCUUCAGAAGAUACGACAAAAAUACUAUCCAAGGUCAACGAUACUACCAUUCAGCUGCAGCCAGUGACUGAAAACGAAGAAAAGGCGUUACCCGAAUUAAUUUCCUCAGAUUGUCCUGAGGUAAUGCCAUCUGCCGGGUCAAUACCUAAUCAAAACAUCACUUCGGAACUGGAAUGCGGUAACAAUGUGGCGCCAUCUACUGAAGAAAGUAGUAACAACCUUGACGGAAGUAGAGAAUUGGCGGGCGCCGAUUUUGACCUAAUGACACAGGGAGUAGUAGUAAGCGGGGAAAAGGGUGCGUUCGAAGGUUGUGCGGAGAAAGAAGCAGAUGAUAUCAGUUCGCUCGAGGCAUUAGUUGUCAGUCGAGAGUCGGAUCGUGAAACGCACGUGCAAGAAAAUACUUGUCACGCCCACCGCCAAGAUGGUACGGCGCCUCUGAUUUUGGAUAAUUCUGACAGUUUCCACGUUUGCGGUGUGCUAGAUUCUUGCUUGGUAAACAUAGACAAUAGUGAUUUGAAUUCUGAUAGUGUUAUUGGAGAUAGCGUCCGAAUCAGUGAUAACGUAAACAUUGUGAGCGAGGGAGAGGAAUGUUGUGUACCUGAAGGCGUUGCGUCAGUGCCUGAAGAACGCAGUCAUCAAGCCAGUGCUGCUGAAUUUACGACUUUCAAUUGUUUUGCUGCUGCUGCUGACAUAAAAGAUUGUGUCACUGCCGCAAAAGAAAUUACGAUUGACGUAGGCGAUUGUUCAUUCGAAGCUGUUCAUUCAGAAGUAGAAGAGGUAAGUGGACAGUGCUCUUCUGAUGAUUCAAAAAUUUUGAUCAGUGAUGUGACAUGUUCUGAACUUAUCAUUAAUGAUAUCCCGGGAAAUAAUGACUUAUCUGAAAUUAAUUAUGGUUCUGUAUUAAACGAUGAAUUAAUUAUUAGUGAAGAUAUCAAUCAUUUAGAGAAUGUAGACAAUUCGCCUUCUGUGGAAAUUAGUGAUAAUCGAAUUGAAUCUAAUAAGCCAGACGUUGUUUCUUGUUGUGAAAAGGUUAUUUCUAGUGGACCGUCUAGUCCUGAAAUUCCCAUUUAUAGAAUUGAAUACAAACGAAGCAAUUCUCUUGGUCGUGAACCAGAAGAACAUUUUGAACCUAUCAGUUCACAAUCUAAAAGCACUCCAGAUCUCAGGCGGUGCCACGAGCAACAGCUUCGCUCCACCCAACCUCUUUCAGCCCUCCUUAGCAAGAGCGUCAGCCAACGUAUCCAAGAUUAUCUUGGAUCCAGCUCAAGGGGCGAUCGACUCCUUAGAUCUCUGCCUCCUAACGAAAGAUCACGACACUAUCGUCGCAUUUGCGUCAGCACGGAGACGGUUGUUGAAAGAGCUGCCCGUUUUGAAGCCAGGAGCCAGAGCAGCAGACCUCCUCCAAGGGACGAAUCACCAUUUAAGAUCAGAUCUGGAUCUUGUCCUCCCUCCAGCAUGAAGAACAAUACAUCUUGGAUAUCUGAAAGGAACUACAGCAAGCCAACUGCCACUGUUAGACCGACUAUUGAUACAUACAGAAAUGGAAUCCACAAAUUAUCCAAUGGAGAUGCAUUCCAUAGGAAUAUCUUUUUAGAUCAGAUAGCUGGAUAUUCCAAAUCGAAACACAAGAAUGGAGAGACCGAACAGAUGCUAUCUAAUGGUCAGACUGACCCAACUAAGAAAGAAGAUUUCAUGGAACUCAUUACUGGAUAUACUAAGGCGACAAAGGUCACUCACAAACCCCCUGUCGCCCCAUCCAGCAACCACUCCUCAAUGAAAACGGCACGACUCAAAGGCAAAUUGGCCACUGCACGCAAACAGUUUUUUGAAAGAAUCAGUAGCAAUCAGGAGCUGUCUAUCAGCACCGACAGCAUCCAGAAGGAUCAGUCGGAUGACGAGGAUCCUUCCACGUGUGGCCUGAGUCGCUUCAAUGAGUUCAGGCGCUCUGCCAGGGCGGAGCGUGCUCGCCUCGCCGCCAGCCAUCCUGACCUAGGGGCGCUCGAGGCGGCCGUCCGGUCUUCGAAACGUCGGAUCGAUCAGCUGAAGAAGAGGAACAACAAAAAGUCGGAACCGCCCCACGAGCAGAUAGCCCCGAUGCCGUCCACGAAGGAGCAGCCGCUCCUGCCUUACCGGCGGUGCACGGGCGAGAUCGCCUGGGCCUCGUGCGCCCAGCGCGUCCGCGAGGCGGCCGAGCGUCGAAAGCAGCUGCAGCAGCUGGAGAUCGUGGACCAGCGCGAUUUUCCAGAAGAGGCGGCGUUGCGCGCGCACAGCAGCGCGGCGGAGGAGGACGACGAGAGCACGCACUCGGCCAUUGCUGGAGGGGCCCUCGAGUUCCUGGGCAGCCGGGCCCGAAGCAUGGACUUUCUGCUGGACGCCGACAAUCGGGAGAGGGCCCUGCCCCCUGAAAAUCGUCUGGCGACGAGUGGUGGGGGGGCCCGGGUCAAGUCCGAGCACGAGCUGAGGAUAGAGAGGUCCCUGCAGAACCUGACCAUUCCUGACUGGUACAAGCAGUCCGCAUGGAGCAAGAAGCCGAAGGAGGGAUUCAUCCUGAGAAGGGGCAGCGAAGGUUCUGCCGGCGAAUCCCGGAAACGGUGGCAGGGCUUCAGUUCCUCGCGCACUCCUUCCGCGACCAGCCUGACGACGACCCCAACAUCUUACUCUCAGCGCAACAUCGUAGUUCCAAAGAGGGUCACCCCGACAUCCGACUGGCGGUCACUAGUCUCGUCGAGGGAGAGCCUCACCCCUGCAUCUCCUGCUUCCUUAAGCCCUCGAGAGGGCACCUUUCACUACACCCUCAGCACCUCUUCACUCUCCAGAUGGAGUAGUUCUAGGUUAAGCACCAGCAGUGCACCGUUGACAGCCUUAAGUGUGCACCGCUCGUUCAGACAACCUUACCUCGGUUGGAGGGCGGCGGCCGCCUCUAGUAGCGGAGGUGCCUCGAGAUCCAGCCCCGGCAUCAGCCCCGUCAACGCGACCACUCCGUUGCAGGGCAGCAGGCCGGGUUCCCCAAGGAGGGGCUCUCAAGAACACCCCUUUGUCUAUGGUCUGCAACAAAACCAGAUCACAAGUGCGGCCACUCUCCGACCGGAUGGAAGCGAAUCGGCUGACACCAGCCGUAUCUCUCCCCUCGCCCUCAACACCACCAACGUCUUCUUCAACAGUAACGUCGAAGGGCCCGACACCUUCGACACUGCCCCCUCUAACAGAUUCGCCACCGCAGAGAUGCGACGCGACAGGUACUCGUACACCCAAUCUUUGUACAGCGGAACUGUGAUAGUGUCCCCGGGAACAACCGACGAUGACAGGAGGAACUACAAUCUGGACCAGAUCAUCGACGAGAACGGUGCCACCGCCGACGAGAGGUUUGGGACCGCCAGGUCGCCCCAACCUCCUCCGAGGAUAUGGAUGGAAUCUUCUUUCGUCGGAACCAAAAAGGACGGUUCGGAACCCAUCCCGAACACCAGGUCCAUCAGGAUCGUUCCCAGUGACAGUGCGCGCGUUGGGGGCGACCGGUUUGGGGCUUCCACGACCGGCACGAGAGGUGGCACCUGCGCGACGCAAACGGCAAUGGGUGAGUACGUCUUGAGGGACUUUCGUAGAUUUGGAAUCACUCUGUGAGUGAUUGCCCUAAUCGUGUGAAUGUUUGUGUCUUUUGAAAGUGAUCGUGACUGCCUUCUUUUAAAGCUGGUUGCGCUGAACUGUAUAUAGGUGCAAAAGUGGUUGUAAAAACUGUAGGAAAGGCGAGACCACCGCAAUGGACCUACUGGUCAGUUACGGACAGUGAAGUUUCUAAACAAGAGUAUGGUAACUUAUACCUGUAAUGGUAAUCAAUCCAUUUUCUACUUACUGACGAGAUAGUAAGUUCGUAGUAAGAGUGUUAACCAAAUCUACCAGGUGUGAGAUAUCUCGUAGCUGGUAGUUUUGGACUCAAGGCUAAACGCUCUGAAUUUUACUGGGAUUGAAAGUGUUACGAUUAACGACUUUUUAAAUGAUCUGUUUCUGGCAACUUCACUGUCCGGUAAUUGAUAGUUUACCCAUUAUUUCUUGACGACGAAAACUGUUUCAGAUUUACUGGAGAUUUUAUUGUUAGCGGCCUCGUUGAAUACUUCUAUAAGCAAAACGGAAGUGCAAUAUUGAAUUGUGAGAAAUUUUAAUCUUAGACUCCUAAUUGUUAUUUAAAUUGACCCGUUUGACUAAAUAAGACCAUUUGCUUUAGUUUACAGACAAAAGCAUAACUGCACUAUUGUUUGGAGAAAAAAAAUGACACUUGCCUUAAGAUGCAUGUCUGCUCUCUAUUUUUUUUUUAUCGUAUUUGUAUGAUUUUAUAUGUUCAUGUUCACGUUGUUCCCACUCAUACAAUUUCUUAUGUCACGGAAAUGGUCAUUUAUGUCAUGAAUCUAACAAAAUAUAACCAGACUAAAUAACCUAAAUAAUUUCGAUCAUCACUUUUUUUUUCUAUUAUUACCUCAUUUUCAAUGUUGAUUUUGAGUGUCAAUGGAAAUUUACAUUGAAUCACCCAUCAUUGUCAGCCUGCUUGAAAACGAAAUGGAUUCUCGGCCGCCUAAAGUAGAGUUAGGCUUAGGCUUGAGCAAUUAAAAAAAAUAAAAGAUGCAUGAGGAUUUUUCUUGGUUUUAGUUUAGAAGAGAAUACAUGAAAAAUGAGGAUAAAAACACUUGUUUAAUUUUCUUUUCCUUUUCCCUAAUUAACCUGUGUGACACCAAUUCUAGUUGAGGUACUAGAAUCGGUGUCUUCUUUAGGGGUGGCUGAUGGUACCACUUUUUCAGAACUUCGCCCAUCCAUCUUUUGCUCUUUCAUUACAUAUUAACUAAAAAAAUGCAUACAUUUAUUGGUAACAAUAUAUUUAAUGUUUAUUUCUAUAAAUUUAAGUUAUUAUUCUUUGAACAUUCGCAUUUUCUUUCUUCCAUGUGACAUAAUUCUAACUAAAAAAAAAAGAAAGAAAAAACUUCUUUUGUCACCUAAAUUAUAACGUUAUUUGAAGAAAGCAAUGACUUUCUUUUCUGUCUUUCAACGAAUCAUUUCCACAUUAGCACAGAAAAAAUAUGUUCUAUUAUGCCUUGCUUUAAAUCAUGCAUUUUACGUACAAAGCAAAAGUUCAACUGAAAGAUUGUAUUCCCAAGAUCAUUUAAAAACGUUCUUUCUUCUAAGAAUGUAUUUGUUGGAAUCUAAAAUGAAUCUUGAAAAGUUAUUAACCUCUUUUAUGAAAACAGCACUGCAAAGAAGAAAAAAAAGUUACAGUUUUAUUAUCCUGUCAUUUAUCUACAGCCUUUCUAAAUUACUUAUUCUGAAAACAAUGGCUCAUAAACCCGAACUAUUUCACGUAUUGAAGCAGUGUUACAAAUUCUUACGAAAUAUAUUGUCUUAUUAAUAAAUAUUUUUCUAUUUAUUGUUAAAAUUCCCUAUUUCUUUGCUGUAGACUAUGCUGUGAUUUAGUAAGCGACUUAGUUUCAUUUCAACCAGAUUUGAUUUUAAUGACUUUUUACACUCAUCUGUCGCAGUUUGAGUUUUAUUCUGUUAAAUGUCCCAUUUUUAUUAUUUAAAAAAUGGAAAAUGCUUCUGCGAUAAUUAUGAUAUAAAGAUAUAAAGAUGUGAUAAUAAUAAUUAUUUUAAAUACAAUUUUUAUUUGUCACGAAAUAUGAUUGCAUUUAUUAAAGAUUCUGUUUUUGGCAUUUUUUUUAAUGAAACUUUUCUCCCUAUAACUUGAAGCAAUUUUAAUUUGGUUUGGUCAUAUGGUUUAGCAAAAUUUAGAAAUGUUCUGUAAUAUUUUUAGAAACUGUCCCAUUAUUUGAAAUUUAUGUUAGUCCUAUAACAUCAUAUUUUUCAUUACUAUAUACUGUACAACGAAAUUCGUCAAUCAGGGAUUAAAAUAAAUUUCUGCAAAGUUAUUUUUUAAAAUUAUUUUUGACCCUUCUUGUUUUACAAAAGCACAAUAUUUAAAUUCGACAUAAUAAUUUUAAACAUGUUUAUGUAAAUAAAAUGGAGAUAUUAUCGAAAAUGCUUUCAAAUUUGAGAACGAAUAGCAUUGUUUUAGAGUUUUUAUUAUUGUAUUUCACUAUUCAUCUUUAGAGGAUAUAAAUUAUAAUUUUUUGUGACAUAAAUGACCAUUUGGAACAGAUCUCGCAAUUUUCCAUUCCAGUACAUCUGUAAAUAAGCAUGCCGUAUGUAGCUGGGAACUAUUAUUUCCAUUGUUCAUUUCUGCAUUAUUUUCAUUGUCUUUUGUUCCUAUUGCAGAUUAAAUAUAUAUUUUAUAAGGGUAAUAUAAUUUUUGUUUUCAUUAGGAAAAAAAUUGAUUUUCUUUUAUUGAAAAUAAAAGCUUUAUAUUUUAA